Messenger RNA from Macroventuria anomochaeta, 1738 nucleotides. RefSeq names its product FAD/NAD(P)-binding domain-containing protein. The coding region runs from base 1 to 1323 and encodes 440 amino acids. The record is from RefSeq and is a predicted model, not a curated record. Lineage: Eukaryota; Fungi; Ascomycota; Dothideomycetes; Pleosporales; Didymellaceae. The transcript has 2 exons. Gene Ontology annotation, molecular function: monooxygenase activity; FAD binding.
AUGAAGAUCAUUAUCGUCGGCGGGGGCAUAGCAGGUCUAUCUACCUACCUGCAUCUCCGCAAACGCCUCCCCAACUCCUCAAGACACAUUAUCACUGUAUACGAGUCACACAAACCUCGUUCAACAGCUUCAGGCACCUCUUCAUUAGAUCGUCUCAAUCAGUCAGUCAACCUCAAUGCCUUAUCCGAGUCGACAGCUAUUGUAGGUGGUGGGCUCGGCGUCUCACCUAAUGGCAUGCGCGUACUACGUGACCUGAGCCUCGAUCUUCACGACAGAGUUGUUGCGCAGGGAUUUCCGGCAGAGAAUUUUUUCUUUAAAGGAGCUAAUGACUGGACAUUGGGCAUCCAGAGCACGAGCGACAAAGCUGUAAGAGCGGAGGGCGAUGCCGAAGAGGUGUGCAUUGCAAGUUCGCGACAUGGACUCUGGCACACGCUCAGGCAGUACGUGAUUGAGAAGCAUGGACAGGACGUAAUCAAGCACAAGAAGGUUCUGAAAGUCGUCAGGAACACGGACAAGCCCAGGCUGCGUUUGCAAGUGCAUAUGCUCGAUGAGCAAGGGCAAAAAGAGGUAGACGAUGCAGACUUGGUCAUCGGUGCCGACGGCGUCAAAAGCGUAGUACGAAAGGCGCUCUUUGGCGACAGCGAGAAAUACAAUCCGGUAUACAGCGGGCAAUCUGGUGUCGGAGGCUUCCACAACACCACGAUUCCUCCCAUCAUCUCCAAUAGAAAAGCCAUGGUCUUCGAGUUUGGUGGCAAUGGCUUCUUCGGUUACGCUUCAGGUGGGCCGGUAUCUGCCAAGCAGCUCAUGUGGUGGUCCACAUUCGAGACUUCAAGCCUGCCUGACACCAGGGAUGUCGAUCCUCAAGCCAUUAAACACGCUCUGCUUGAACGACACAAGAACUGGAAAGACCCGGUCGUCGUGGACAUCGUCAAGAACGCAGAUGUCGAAUCCAUAUACCCGACCUGGAUUAUGCCAGAGCUCCCACACUGGGGUGAGCGAGGCAUAGUACUGGUCGGAGAUGCAGCGCAUGCAAUGGAUCCGACGACAGGUCAAGGUGCCAGCCAGGCUCUGGAAGACUCCCAGACUUUCGUCCUGCUACUUGCUGAAUUGCUCGAUGAUGAACGAUACGGUAAUGCAUCAGAAAAAUGGAUUAUCGAUCAGGCUGUCGAGAUCUUCCACAAGAUUCGCUCUCCCAGAAUCAACAAGAUCGUCGAACGCGGAAAGAAACUGGCCGGACGGAAAGCUAGCGUCGGAAUUGUUAAGGAGUAUGUCAUGUACUGCUUCCUAUGGCUGCUAAUAAAGUUCCCAUUACUUGGUAAGUGAAGUUGAUGUGACUCGGGGUGCGAUCUGACGAUCGACAGGCAAAGCGAUGAUUGGCGACACAAAUCGAGAGCUGUACUGCUGGUCGGCCAAGGAGCAGAUACGAGAGACUUUGAAACACGAACGCUUUUUUUUCGGGGUAAGCGAAGUGUCGCCUCUGCUUGCAUGAACAUCCACGUAGGCUCUGAUGGCUUACAACGAAGCCUAUUUUCAUACUAUCUUCUCUCUAUUCUCUUCGUCUCUCGGGACGACUUCCUGACAGAGACAUAUGUAUGCUCACUUUCGCCAAUCCAGUUUCUGUGCUUCCUUAUCACCACGCUUGUGCCGUGUUUGCGAUUUUCUACGGCUGCUCUGAACCAAUGCUCAGAUGAGAGACGCUUUCUAUACCACUUCCUGGGGUAUUACUGACUGUAUGCGG